AUGCCUCUGGCAUAUGCUUCGCUUCCACCAACGCCCAUAUCAUCUUCACCCCCGCCUCCUCAUUCUUCUCUCCAAGAAGUGUUACAUUCAGCGCCGUCGCUUCCCCCAUUUUCGCUUUGGGACUACCUUAGGGAAGAACUUUUGGCUACGGACUUUGAUUCACAUCAAGAGUUAAAAUGGGAAAGAGUCAGCAACUUUCUUGCAAUACCAGUAGCUAUGGAAAAGAUCAUGGGCUUUGGCUUUGUUCUCUGCCUCGACUCCUUCCUUUACACGUUCACCAUACAUCCUAUUCGCUUUGUGUUUGCCUUAUGGCGCGUACUCACCAACCUCGCUUCACGCUCAAAGGCACCACUCCCGCCUUCACAAAAGGCUGACAUCCUGCGAACAUUGCUUCUUGCUCUGUCCAUCAUGAUCCUCGUUCCGCUGACCGAUGCGAGCAAAAUAUAUCACUCGAUACGUGGACAGGACACCAUCAAACUGUAUGUCAUAUUCAACGCAUUAGAAAUUGCCGAUCGCUUGUGUGCUUCGAUCGGUCAGGAUAUCAUCGACUGUCUUUUUUCUCGCUCUACACUGCUACUUUUGUCACGACGCGUUCCGCUCAGCACGCAUACCCUACGCCCUAUCCUGUUCUUUGGCCUUGCAACGCUGUAUAUUGUCGUCCAUGCGUUGGUAAUGGUCUAUCAACUGCUCUGCCUCAACGUGGCCAUCAAUUCUUACGACAAUGCACUUCUCUCUUUGCUCAUGUCAAAUCAAUUCGUAGAGAUCAAAGGCAGCGUCUUUAAGAAAUUUGAGAAAGACAAUCUCUUCCAGAUCACAUGUGCCGACAUCGUGGAGCGCUUUACGCUCUGCCUCAUGCUCUUCUUCGUCGCCUUUCGUAACCUGAUCGAAUUGUCUGGCUCUGAGUUUGACUUCUCAGAAGGCGUUUUUCUACCGAAGAGCUUUGGAUGGUUCCGUGGCGGCAGCAACGUCCUCUGGACGAUCUCUUAUCCGGUCAUGACCGUCAUGCUUUCCGAAACGCUAGUCGACUGGCUCAAACACGCUUUCAUUACCAAAUUCAACCACAUCCGGCCAUCUGUGUAUGAACGCUACACCGACGUGCUCUGUCGGGACCUUGCAAGCGGGAGCGCGUUCGGCCGGCUCGGCGCACGCAAGCACACAUAUGUUGACCAAUCGCCUCUCGUUGCUCGUCGUCUCGGAUUUUCAGCACUCCCGCUCGCAGUCCUCACGAUCCUCAUCGGCUCGCAGGCGGUCAGUCUCGUGUUGUCUUCUUCGUUUGCGCACGGUACUUCGAUGCCCAGACUGUCCAAUUUAACCAACUUGAUCUGGCGCCUGAGUGACGUCGAGUGGUGGAAGUGGGCUAGAGAGUCAGCGUGGGAGGAGCUGUUACAGCGUGGGAGGGUUGUGGAUUGGGAAGCUGUCGUGCGGUGGGCAAAAUGGGGCACGCUGGGUUUGACGAUUUGGAUUUGCUUUGUAGUGAUCAAGAUCAUUAUGGGUGUCAACCUUGUCAGCUAUGCAACGAAACGGAAGGCAGGGAUGGAGGCACGGGAAGUGGCGGACAAAGUGAACGAUUUUGGUCGUGACCCUAUCGGGGAGGGGCGAGAAGAGCAGAUCUACAACCGGGAAUUGAAGACGCUCCUUGAUAACGCUCGUCACGAUACGAGGCCCACGGCGGAAAUCGGCGAGCGCCUCGGGAAUGCGAACGACGAUGUGGAGGGCAAAAAGAGGAGACCCAAAUUAGAGGAUCUGACGCGCUUUACGAUGGUCAAGCGGAUAUGGUAGAAUUUGCAGUUGACUGGGAUGUAUGAUAUUUAGAGGAAGUCCAUACUGGUUAUUGACAAGGCCAGUCACUAAGCCCGCAAAGUAUACAUGUCAGAUGUAUUUCGAUUGGUGAUAGUAGUGGUUGUAUGGGGACCAACAUAUAUAUAUUACAGGC
Heterobasidion irregulare TC 32-1 is the source of this 1933-nucleotide messenger RNA. RefSeq lists its product as uncharacterized. NCBI's taxonomy places the organism in Eukaryota, Fungi, Basidiomycota, Agaricomycetes, Russulales, Bondarzewiaceae. The coding region runs from base 1 to 1779 and encodes 592 amino acids. The record is from RefSeq and is a predicted model, not a curated record. The transcript is spliced from 9 exons. Gene Ontology annotation, biological process: maintenance of protein localization in endoplasmic reticulum. Gene Ontology annotation, cellular component: endoplasmic reticulum membrane.